Molecule: messenger RNA, 8041 nt
Organism: Oreochromis aureus
Lineage: Eukaryota; Metazoa; Chordata; Actinopteri; Cichliformes; Cichlidae
Gene: mapk4
Product: mitogen-activated protein kinase 4
Exons: 10
Coding region: 3131-5338 (735 amino acids)
Biological process (GO): cell surface receptor signaling pathway; intracellular signal transduction; protein phosphorylation
Cellular component (GO): cytoplasm; nucleus
Molecular function (GO): MAP kinase activity; ATP binding
Source: RefSeq, a predicted model, not a curated record
GCAAAGUUAGUGUUCAAAUAGAUAAAUAAUACAGACUUCUGUCUAGGAGAUCGUUAUUCAAUCAAGGUGCAAGAGGAAACUGAUAUAUCAGUCACUGAUGAAGCUGUGGAUAAAAGUAAUUUCAACCAUUUAAUCUCAAAUGAUCCCCUGUCCUACGUUUUUGAAAUUAAUGACACAUGCAAGCUAUUCACACUUCAAUCCUUAUUUGUUUCCCUAUUUUUUUUCCUUCAAUUUUUCAAUUUGCAGCUGUGACAUUUGAUAAUGCAUAGUCAUGUUGGAUGCUGUGUAUGUAGUUGCAAUAACAUAUAAAAUGCUGCAUGUGGUGCUAGAGAACCUUUUAUCCGAGUUUAAAGUUUAAACCAUCAGCUGUAGCUGUGACGGGGUCCUCAAAACAUUGACUUCUGUGGAAGAUGGUUCAUAAUUUGUCAGUAAUUACUUGAAAGGUAAGAUGUGAUGUUUUAGAGCCUAAAGAGACAUCUAAAUUUUUUUUAACCGUUACAUUUACACUGGCAAAUCUCACAUCUCUGAUAAAGUUUCGAUUAGUUGCUCUUCCUCUGCCUGGGAUCUUUCCGUGGUUGCUGCUGUAUUAAUGACAUCGACUGAUGUAAAUGACCCUGCUGCUGCGUGUCAUUCUGGGUCCCUCUCAUAUCUCCUGGCUGCAUAUCUUAUGCCGUGCACAUCCCCACUGCCCCAGGCUGUGUUGACAUUUAGACAGCCUGUUCCUUUUCAGAGAGAACUGUUGGCACACACACUCCUAGAUAACCUUGUCAGCUCCGAGACUUGCCUGUUCCUCGAACUGCUUUUUUCUCCUCUCUCUCUUUUGCUUUCAUGGCAGUUUCUUCUUGUGUGUUUGUGCCAUUUCCCUAGCCUCACCUUCUUUCUUGUCAUACAUUGUUGUUUACUCUUAUUUUUUUUCUUUUUAUUGACAUUUAAAAGUGUAUUUGCAUCUCUAUCUCACACCUGGAGCACCCAUCUGUUUUCUGCUAUGUCUUCUUGUUUUUCUGAACUUCUCUCACGAGUGUUAACCCUUAUCAUAUCAGCUGGUGCAGCAACGAAGAUGGUGCUCUUUCUCACUCACUCUUGCUGAAUACUGCGAAUAAUACCAAUCGUUCUCAACACAGCAGCUGUCUAUAAAAACUCCCCACCAGGUAGAUGUUCUGCAGAACCCACAGUCAACAAAGGCUCCUCUCUGACUUCCUGUCUUGGGGGAUCUCAGACCCGCAGAUGUUGCGCCUGUCAGGAUGAUAGAUGGCCGUGGUAAUCAUCAAGCUAUAAUAACGAAACUGGAGUGAGAUGGAGGGGCGAAGGGAUGAGAAAGAUGGAUGUCUGAAUUAUAAUUUUCCCAUUGUUUAGCCCUCAGUGGGUUUGGAGACCAGUAACUGUGACACUCGUGGAAACUAAGGUCUGGGAGCAGCUGCUGGGAGUCACGGAGAUAUGAGGGAGAGAUGUGAAAGUGAGGGAGAGGGAGAGAGAGAGAUUAGUACUUAAUCAUGUGUGGUGCAGUGUGUGAGAGAUCCUACGAGGACACUCAGGUCUGCUAGAUGCACCUGAAUCGGGGUGAUCGCUUCCUCUCCUCCCCCUCUCUCAGAUCACCGCUCUGAAGCGCUGACAGAGAGCGGACAGUCGCUCACAAUAACCGGCUCUGUAGCAGCCUCCGGCUUAUCUCAUCUCCCCCCCGCCCGGUGCCGACCCGCACCGACUGUUCCCUUCUCUAUCAACUGAAUCUCCCCGACGCACCAUAGAGGCAGAGCUGCGGUCGUGUUUCACUUUCUUUGCUUGCACGGAGCUCGCAUCUUUUCCCCGGAUCUUUGUUUCUGGACGGCAGGCUGCGGCUGUGUAAUGCCCCGCAGCAAGAGCAGCAGAUGUGCUGAGCGACGCAGCUAAUGGUGGUGUCUUCCUAUACUGGCCUUGAUGCUGAUGCUGCUGAAAUCCCUACAUUCAUGAAAAGGCAACAGGAAGCAGAUUUCUGAGGGAUUACACCCAAGCACAUGUACACAUAUGAAUACUGAGCGGAUACCACAGCUCCAGGACUUGGCUGGCGCCCAGGUGUGGAGCUCCCUUUGAAUGAACUCGCGUGACUGAUAGAGGCACUCACUGGUAUCAUGGAAGAAGAGGAGGAGCCAACAGAGUCUUAUUGAAUGUAAAACACAUGACCCCUCCUCCCUUUUUUUUUCCUGCCUCGCCAUCAAAGGCUGCUUGAUGACUUGUAACAAACAGCGGAGCGUGCAGAAACAGAGAAGAGUGCAGAGCCGACCAUCCGCCUGCUGCUGCUGCUGUCCCAUGAUACAUCAAGUCAAGAAUCAGCCACACGGAGGGUUGUUUCUAUGGAUACCCCAUGCCCUGAGUAGUAUUAAUAAGGCUCCCUGAUAUUCUGACUAUCUCUGCAUGAAGAUACAGGCAGAGAUUAGAAGUGCACCCCUGCAGCAGACUUCAGCUCUAAAAUAAAACAUCUGUGAGGGAGAGACAGACAUCAUCACCGUCAAGAGUCAAGAGGAAGAUGCUGAAGGAAAAAAAUAAGUUAUUUUUAAACAUCCACUGUAGAGGCUUUACCAGCAUGUUAAAAGUGUCCCUGUGUGAUCACUGACUAAAGCCGAACAUUACAGUCUUGCAUAUUUUUAUCUGUACUGGGUUUGAUGUUUUGCUCAGUUGCACCUUUUCUCAAAGGCAUCAGAGUUCAUCUUCUUUGUCCUUAGUUUGGGACACACAGGCAACAGAUGGUGAAGUACAACUUGAAUUGUUCCACACUGUACUAAAUGAAGAGGUCAAAUGACGCACAAAAUCUUAUUCUUUAGAUCCCAUGGAGAUCAUUUCUUUUCUUGCAAUACUAAGAAUAGCUCUGAAAUUCAGCACAAGCAUUUCUUAAUAAUCCCUUUUUAAGUUUUGGUUGGUCUCUUGAAUUGUCACCAUUUUCCGUAGGAAUAGUCCUGCGUUGUGCUUUUGUCUACAAGGAAACAUCUAUCUACAUGUAUCUAAAUGCAGCAGCUAAGUAAAUAAAAUUCAGGUCUCCACUCACCAGCAAGAUGUAACAUGUGUGCAUAAAACAGUGAUACAAUCAUUGUUAAUCAAGAGAUUAAAUCUACCGUCUGGUACCUAGAAUCAUACAUCCCUGUUACCUCCAGAGUGAGCAGCGAUGGCCACACAGGACACACCGCACUUUCUCCAUGGCUUCGACCUCGGUGGUCACUUUGUCGACCCUCGACCUCUCGGUACAGGUGUCACAGGCUUGGUCCUGUCAGCUGUGGACCAGCGGACUGGAAAGCGUGUAGCAAUUAAAAAGCUGGUGAUGCGAGACGCGGUGACGGUGAAACAUGCCCUGCGGGAGGUAAAGAUCACCCGACGGCUGCACCAUGAAAAUGUGGUGAGGGUCCACGAGGUUUUAGCUCCGUAUGGACGGCCCUUGCCCCGAGAUCCAACCCAGCUCAGCGCUCUCUACAUUGUCCAGGAGUGCAUGGAGACUGAUCUGGCUCGGCUGCUGGAGCAAGGGCCGCUACCUACAGGUCAUGCUACUCUGCUGUUCUACCAGCUGCUGAGGGGACUGAAGUUUAUCCACUCUGCCAACGUUCUGCACAGAGACCUGAAGCCGGCCAACAUAUUUAUCAACACGGACCAACUGCUGCUCAAGAUCGGAGACUUCGGGCUGGCCAGAAUAGUCGACCCUCAUUAUUCUCAUAAGGGCUAUCUGUCGGAAGGUUUGGUAACUAAAUGGUAUUGCUCCCCACGUCUGCUGCUGUCACCCAACAAUUAUACCAAGGCCAUAGACAUGUGGGCUGCGGGCUGCAUACUGGUUGAGAUGCUCACUGGACGCAUGCUGUUUGCAGGAGCUCAUGAGCUGGAGCAGAUGCAGCUGAUUCUCAACACAGUGCCGGUGCUGAGAGAGGAGGACAGGCAGGAUCUGCUACAGGUGAUGCCUUCAUAUGUCAGUCAUGAGUGGAAGGUGAAGAAACCCUUUUCUGAACUGCUGCCUGAAGUGGAUCCUCAGGCUGUGGACUUCCUUGAGCGUAUCUUGACCUUUAACCCCAUGGAUCGCCUGACAGCUGAAGCGGCGCUGUCUCACCCCUUCCUUCAGCAGUACUCCUGUCCAGAGGACGAGCCCACUUCAUCACAUCCCUUCCGCAUUGAGGAUGAGCUGGAGGACAGCCUCAUCACUGAGCAGAGCCUCAGCAACAGCAAUAGUCAGGCCUCCAGCAUCCAGUGGGACAGGUACGAAAACAGUUUAUCAACAGUUAUGUGCUGGCAACAAUCAGGUGGGAGGUGUCGCUGCGUGCCCCCUUGUCACAUUACCUCUGACCUGGGAGACACUACAGAGGAAGAGGAGGUGCAGAGAGACCCCCGGGCCAGUUCCAGCUCACUUUUAGAGGAGGCUCAGGUUGAUCCACGCAAAUAUUCCCACAGCAGCUCAGCGGAGCGCUUCCUGGAAAACUCUCACUCCUCUCUGGAACGUGCCUGCGGUUUGGGAUACGGGGAGGUUGACUGUGGCCGCUCCUGUGAUUACAAAGUGGGCUCUCCUUCAUAUCUGGAUAAAAUUGCCUGGCGAGAGGGAAAACCUCAACACUACUCAGAGCCUAAGCUCAUCCUUGAUCUGUCACACUGGAAGCGUAACAUUAACAGCCUCCUUGUGCCUCCUGAGCCUAUUGGUGGCAGCAUGGAGGACCUGGGAGAGAUGAAGGAGGAGGAGGCAGAGAAGGAAGAGGAAGACAAGGAGACGGGGGAUUUGUUCCAGGAAAUCUCUCGCUGGGUUGAGAGCACCCAGUCUCGUCUGCACUCACCCAGUCCCAGUCCUUCUUUGGAGCAGCAGUCACCUUCCUGCUACACUUCCUCGCCACCUCUCCCUCUGUCCCCUACUGACCUCCCAACUCCAGUCUUCCGCUACACGGAGGUUGUGCGGCAACCAUCAGAGUACGAUGAAGGCAGACUAAGCCCAUUUCGCCCUAUCAUGUCUUCCUCUAAUGCCCUCCCAUUACUUCUUCCUUCAUCUCCCACCUCCCUACAUCCUCCUCAGUCAUAUCAAACGGUGUCUUCCCCCACCACCACCACACAAUUUUUCCAGCCCACAGAAUCUCAGCCACUUUCUUCCACUUCUUCCCUUUCUCAGCCAGUAAACGCUGACUCCCUGGAGUCUCUUCCUGUCAAACAAAAAGAGCGUCUGUUUGACCUAGAUGUGUUUAUAUCCCGAGCACUGAAACUGUGCAGGCAGAGAAAGGAGAAAGCAAACGGGAAGAAAGCAAAAGAAGGAGGAUGGAUGGAAGAAAGCAAACAGCCAAACAUUAACCGAAAAGUACCCAGCUUCCCAGAGCACAGGACUCCACCACCACAGACGCCACAGACUCCCAACUCUUGAUGUUGAAUUUCAACUGCAGGUACACCACAGCAUCAUACCGGAUAGCACUACCAAAUGCUCAUAGUGCUUUACAUUGUGAGCGGUGCCCGUGGUUUAAUAUGCUGCUUAAACAUUAGACCAUAGUGUUAGCAGCUUUUGUCUUUUUGGUACUAUUGCAAUGACGCACUAUAUGCUGUGAUAAAACAACCCCCUAAGCAAGCAAUCUUCCAGCUUCGUCAUGAGAUGUUCUCAGGCAGUUAGAGGUCAGAAAUGUGGACCACAUUUGCUACUGCAAGCAGCAAAGAUUUGAUUUACAUGAGUAUAUUUUAAAGCAAUCAGCUGACAUCCCUUAUUACUGGGGUUUGCUCUGAUCGAUCAGACAACAAUUUCAUUUUGUGCCACAAACAUUUGCAAAUGACAAAAGAAGGAACAGUCAGCUGGCAUCACCUCCCCACGCUAUUAAUAACUGAUAGCUUAAGCCUGUUUUAGGCUUGCUUUCAAUUUGUUUUUCUUACAAGAUUCUGUACUUAUUCUCUACUUCUUACUGUUUGUAAUCCUUUUCGGAACAAAAAUUCAAGUGGUCUUCCAGCGGUGAGUUUCACCAGCUAAUAAUAGUGACACAGAAGGUGUUUUUCCGGUGUGUCUCUGAAUGUAUUUACUGGAAAAAUAAUCCAUCAUAUUAUGCUACACGAUGACCCAUAAGGAGUUUAACACUCCAACAGCAGCUUCGUUUUGUCACUGCUCCAAACGGCCUGUCAACUUGUAAAAAAUACAGUCAGAUUUAAUUACAUAGUAUAUUUCUCAAGACUUAUACUAGUAUUUUUGUGUUUGUAUUAUUCUUGUGCUCUUUGUUGAUUGCUACGACCCAUGUUCACGUUAUUUGGAGUGAGUUGUGUUCUUUUUGAAUGUGGAAUGCUCUGUGGUAGUAAUUUUUGACUAUCAGACAGCUAUGGUUUCUUGUUUGCUUGAUGCACCAAGCAAGGUCUGCUUUUCACUGAACAUAUACUAUCCUCUCGUUCCAUACAGCCACAUGUCUAUUGCUUAAGCCACAGAAAGCUUUAAUGCAAACAACGGUAUACUAUAUUUUGAAGUAUAUGGAUACUUACAACCUUUGCAGGAAAUUAUUUGUACUCAAAACUUUUUAGUGCUUUGCAGCAGCCAGAUUAAUACAUGAAACUCAAAUAAAAAGAAUAAAAAAAAUAGACCGGCUAAAUGGCAGGUGUACACAAGCAGUAGGUGAAGGCUGCUGGCUUGUGCCUCAUAGUCUGUUAGUCAAGAGCUUCUCACAUUCUCUUGAACUGUGGAGGUAAAACUGGCAUUACAAAACUCUUCAACGCUAGUGCCAAAACGUAACCCAGUUAAUUUAACAUUCCCUGUAUUCUGUGGCCUCAAUCCCUCCAUCUCAAAUGUCACUGUUUGAAAUGUGAUAUUCUGCUAUUAACUGAUCAAAGAAUGUACGAGUCGAGUUGUAAUGCUGAAAUACACUAUAUGGAUAGAAGUACUGGGGCACCUAUAUAUUACCCCUACAGGAGCUGGAAUGGAAACCAAUUCCAUGAAGCUCCCAGUGCACAGUUUUUGUCCUGAUGUGAAUGCCAGAGGAGGUUGGAUGGAUUUUGACAAAAUCCAUCCACAGACACACAUAAAUACAAACUGGCAUUACAACAGUGGCAUCCUUACUGUGUAACUAUGUGUUUAGCAUCCUAUUACUUCCUUCACAUAUGUUUGUACAGGUAUACUACAUAGAUGCUUAAUUUUAUACUCCACAGGACUUAAAACACCUAAAUUCAAAGAUUAAAGAGUGUGGCCUGUCACUUUUGUCCAUAUAGUGUGCAUGAAACAUACUGCCAGCAACACAACAGAAUAAGAAUGUUUUAUUCCUUUCGUGCUAUCAAAUAAUACGUUGAAUCCUUCCUUAAAAUCCAUACAAGCUACACACAGGUUGAAGUUCUCUCGAGUGUCAGCUGUUAACUGUGCAGAUGUAAGUUGUUCUAAAACUGUUGACUCUCAUACUGUCUGCACCUGUAAUGCAUGCUGUAGCCUACAUACAGAUGCUGUAGGCACAUUUUCACUUGCACAACUUAGUAUGACUUCCAAAGAAUUGAGCCAUACAUGAGAUUUGCCAUAAGUACAACCUAUGAGACAGCAAAGCCGAGUCGGUUUUUUUAAACAUCACAAUGAAGCACAGGUAGUGUCACUAGCACAUACAGAAAUACAGGAUUCCACCCUCUUUUUUUGCCAGUAAACUUUUUAGCUGCAGUCAACCUAAUCAAAAGGAAUUUUGCUUUAAGUCAAACACACAGGAUCAUAUUUUGCGUUAGUAAAUUUCUUCUGAGCUGCAGGUAGAGCAAAGCCAGCAAUAACGUCACUGAAAAGUAUCUGUAACACAUGUCGGUACUGAGCCGAAGUUAAUUAUUUUAAGUGUUUAAAGCAAUGUAGAAAAUGUGCCUCGGUACACCUCAAUACUUCCAGCUUGCUGAAUGUAACGUGUCCCUUUCCUUCUGCAUGGCUCUUCAAAAAGCUCAAAGGUUGUUGUUUUCAUCAUGUGUCACUUUGUGAUAAGAGUCAUGUUUCUGUGGGCGCCUAUUUAUGUUGUAUCCAUGCAUCAAGGAGGCCUCAGCUUUUCAUUUGGGAGAAUCUGUGACGUUUUUAAUUCUCUCUAUAUUGCAGUAUCUCUUUUGGAGUUUCUGUUCUUGCUGGAAAAUUAAUAAAACAGUACUAAAACUA